GCCUCACUUAGUUACGAAUCUCUAACCGAACCGCAUCGCAUCGCGAGUAGCAAAAGCCACAAUGUUUCAAAAAAGGAUUAUCGAACUGAUCACGGUUCUCGUGUACUGGAUGCUUCUCACUCCGUACAUCUACAAAUUCUGCAAAGAUCGUGAUAUUGUGAAAUUUAGUGCAGACCAUCUCAUCAGCUCCAUGGGCGAUCACUGCACCUUUGCCCUGUGUCUGAUGAUUGGAUACGUGGUCUUCUAUCGGGUUGUAAUCUUCAUCUACAUGAAGCUCAAGGAGUGCGACAUUCGGAUGUGGGACGACCUCAAACAUGCCAAGGAUGACCCAGAGGCACACUUUGGCAAGAAGUCACACUACAAGCCUGUUUCCCUGGAGAAUGUCGAUGUGGUGGACUCGCCACCCGGAAAGUUGAGAAAGACCAAGAGUGUGGACUCUAUGAAGAAGAAGGCGGGAAAACAUUCUGCCUCGCCACCGCCCAUGAUCCGGACCAUCAGCAAUCCGCUGCUCAUCGAGAGCGACCUGGCGCGCAUACACAUCAAGCACGAGACGCGGCCCUUGGAGAGUGCCACCUUACCCAGACACCAGCAGCUGGCCCAGGUCCAUCCCAGUCCCAAUCCCAGCCUGAGAAGUGCACCACCCGUGCCAGUUAUGGCGAAGAGCGCCACUCUGCCGAACCACUACAGCCACGGCGUGAUCAUGUCACCCAAGGUUCUGAUGCCCAGACCUGAAGAAGUGUAGACAGACUUCAAUAGCCGCGCGCAAACUAUUUAAAUGUUUUUUGGAAAUAGUUUAUGUGACAGCAUCAAGUAUUAGCUACUGCCCAAAGAUCGAAUAGAUAAUCGAGAAACCACGAAAUUAGUCAAACACCACAUACAUUCCCCUGAAACUCAUUCCAGUUAGUGAAUUCCUUAGUUAGUGAAUUAUAUUUAUGUCAUAAGACUGCUCCUGUUAUCUGUGUUUAGUUAUCGAAACGCAAACAUUUAUGCGUAAUAAACAAACGUCUAUUUAUACGACUAUUUAUACGACUAUUAAUACGAUAAAAGCUGAAUAAAUUAUAUUGUAUUUGUGAAA
Molecule: messenger RNA, 1075 nt
Organism: Drosophila kikkawai
Lineage: Eukaryota; Metazoa; Arthropoda; Insecta; Diptera; Drosophilidae
Source: RefSeq, a predicted model, not a curated record